AUGCCCAGAGAUCUCACACUGGGAGAUAUACACCUCAGAAAACACGUGGCUGAGCGCUCCUCUGAUCUUCAUCAUGGAAGAAACAUUUUGACGCCUUUAGGUGAAAAUUUGAUGAACAUGAAAGUUGAGGGUGAAGUAAAAGAGACAGGACUUCACAGUGUGGAUAGACCAUGGAAUCCCUCCGACUCUGAGCAACCUCGUACUGUGAGGGAUGGUGCCGGGAUUCAGUGGGAGAAAAAUAUUUCAUGUCUUUUAUAUUCCUGCCCCGAGUGUGGGAACUCUUUUUCGCACAAAUCAGACCUUGUUUUACAUCAAAGAUCUCACCUAGGUGAGAAGCCGUAUUCUUGCCUUGAGUGCGGGAAAAGUUUUUCGCUCAAGUCCAAUCUCAACGCACAUCUCAGGUCUCACACAGGAGAGAAGCCGUAUUCCUGCUCUGAUUGCGGGAAACGUUUUGCACACAAGCCCCAUCUUAACGCACAUCGGAGGUCUCAUACGGGGGAGAAACCUUUUUCCUGUUCUGAGUGCGGAAGAUGCUUUGCCGAAAAAUCAAGCCUUGUAAAACAUCAAAGAACCCACACGGGUGAGAAGCCGUAUUCCUGCCCUGAGUGCGGAAGAUGUUUUGCACAGAAAUCACAGCUUGUUAGACAUCAGAGAUCUCACACAGGUGAGAAGCCGUAUUCCUGCCCUGACUGCGGGAAAUCUUUUUCGAAAAAGCCUCUGCUUAGCAAACAUCAGCGGACUCACAUAGGUUAAAAGACACAUUCCUGUUCUUAGUGUGAAAAAUGCUUUGACAAAAGUCAAGUCUUAAGACGCCAGGCAUGGGAAAAGCUGUGAAGGAAAUGUUAACCACGGAAAUCAGAGCUUGUUAUACAUCAAAGAUCUCACUGUGGAGAAGCCAUAUUCCUGCCCUGGGUGCUGGAAAUGUUUUCUGUUCUACCAAACAACAUCAGAGAACCCACACAACCCUCGAGGUGUAUUAGUGUCCUGAGUGCAGGAAAUGUCUUCUAUAUGGAUCAUAUUUUUCCGUACA
This is a messenger RNA of Rana temporaria (common frog), 1030 nucleotides long. RefSeq names its product gastrula zinc finger protein XlCGF49.1-like. Gene Ontology annotation, molecular function: DNA-binding transcription factor activity, RNA polymerase II-specific; RNA polymerase II cis-regulatory region sequence-specific DNA binding. Gene Ontology annotation, biological process: regulation of transcription by RNA polymerase II. The transcript is spliced from 3 exons. Lineage: Eukaryota; Metazoa; Chordata; Amphibia; Anura; Ranidae. The record is from RefSeq and is a predicted model, not a curated record. Bases 1 to 753 code for a protein of 250 amino acids.